AUGGCGACGAAGGAAAAGUGAGGGAAAUUCUAAAAAAUCUGGAAGCAAUGAAUCGUGCAUUCAGAGUUCCCGUUGACGAUCUGAAUCUUCCGUACUUCCACGGAGCUCUGAUGAAUAUCGAUGCGGAUCAGCUACUCGUGGUACUUACCUUCGAGCCGCCUGAAUUUCUGAAUAUUUCACAUUUUCCAACAGAACGAUGGAGAUUUCAUGGUGACAAUGAAGAUGCAGGCGGACAUCAACAAACUCGUUAGUGCAGGGUGGCUUCUUUACGCUUUCAGACGUUUCUUUCAGCGAUUCUUUUGGCAGUCCGUCUCAAAAAGGGCAUUCGUCGGUACGAGAUUAAGAGAACUUUGAAAUCGGCAAAACUUGGCGUUCGUUUGAGCUCGAGCGACAUUUUCUUGGAAGAAUCUUUUGCAGUCGUUGUCUGCCGUAAACAUUGGGAAACUGAUAGAUUUGGUCAAAACAGAACCGUUCGAAAUAAAGGGCGAAAAGGUGGUUCUGAAAAGAGCGAUUCCGAAGGGAAAGUUCCAACUGAUGCACAGGGACGUCGUGUUCAAGAAGAAGAUCGGCGCGGGAGCCUACGGAACGGUUUACCGAGGCAGAUUGCUCAAAACGAACGAGGUGAUCGCGGUGAAAAAGUUGGAUUCGGAAGGAACGGACGAGGAGGGACUCGCCGAAAUGAUGAAAGAAGCGAGGGUGAUGCAGUUGUACGACCACCCGAACAUUGUCAAGUAAGCGAGAGAAAGAGGGAAUGGAUGGGAAGGGAACUCGCAGAUUCCACGGAUUCAUUCUCGACGACCUGCCCUACCUUCUUGUGCUCGAGUUCUGCAACAUGGGCGCCGUGGAAGACAGGCUCCGCGAGAGAGGAGAGCAGCUUUCGGUGAACUCGCGAGUCAGCUACACCUACAUGGCAUCGUGUGGAAUCGAUUACCUGCACAAGAAGAAGUUUCUUUUCCGUGCCGUGCUUCUCUAACACGUCGUUCUGCAGCUGCAUCCAUCGUGAUAUUGCCUCCCGGAACUGCCUCAUCCACAGAGGAAUCGUCAAAAUUGCCGAUUUCGGAAUGUGUCGUGCUCAGGCCGUCUACAAAAUGGAUCUUUCGAAGCCUUGCAACGUGCGCUGGCUGGCUCCGGAGGUGUGGGACAAUGGGGAAACUCGCUUUAACACUGACAUCUACGCCUUCGGAAUAAUGAUGUGGGAGUUCUUCGAGACGCCAUUCAGAACUCCGUACUGCGAGUGGAAGGCGGCCCAAGUCAAGGUCCGUGAGACAUUUCGCGUUCGAUGACAUUCGAACAAGCAUUACAGCGAAAAACUCGUGAGGGCUACAGAAUGCCGCCACCUGCCACAAUGCCGGAGCCGAUCGCUGAAAUCAUGAAAGAAUGCUGUUCUCACGAACCGGAUAAGCGCCCAACGGCGGAAAAACUUAAGGAGAAGCUGGAAGAAGUGAGCAAGAAGUAUGAAGUGGCCUGCCCCAGUGUAGCGAUAACGACUCGCACCGAACCGACCAAAUCGAUCGUUACCUAA
This is a messenger RNA of Caenorhabditis sp. 36 PRJEB53466, 1522 nucleotides long. Lineage: Eukaryota; Metazoa; Nematoda; Chromadorea; Rhabditida; Rhabditidae. The record is from the annotation of a GenBank genome assembly.